This is a messenger RNA of Vitrella brassicaformis, 2195 nucleotides long. The record is from the annotation of a GenBank genome assembly. Lineage: Eukaryota; Vitrellaceae.
CGGAACGUCGGGUGCUCUCCGCUUCGUUAUUCGACGUUCUGCCUCGCCUCGAGCGGUUCUCUGUCCUCAUCGAGAAUCGGAAACCAUCAUUUCGUGAAGAUCUGCCUUUGACGGAACUAGCAUGGCGGAAGACGACGAAAACCAUGACCGACACUUCGUCUGUGACAUCUGCGACGACCAAGGCACCAUUACAGAGCUCAAAGGGUGGCGACAAACUAAACAGGAAAUGGCCAUUGCACCUGACACUGAUACAUGUAUGUUGUGUGUUCUGUCUUUCUGCAUCUGCAGGUACGACUGCUUUCUGUGUGGCAUUCGGUCUUGCUGGACGUGCUUGCAGCAGUGGAUGAGGGGAGGACAGAUUCGGUGCCCCGGUCUGUGCCCGCAGGUCAUCCCCAGAGACCACAUCGCUGAGCACAUGGGGUCGACCACCCCUGCCUCAGACUCCUCUGACGUGUCCACGGACGCGGGCGAGGAGAGCGUGCCGAGCGGCUGGUCUUUUCUGGAUCGCUAUGACAAGGCCCUCCUGAAGAUGGCCCUCAAAGGUUGGUUGGUUAGCCAUGGGAGAGGAGAGAGGUCCCGACAAGUGAUGUGUUGCGUCGUACUAUGUAUCUAUGGUUCGGCUGUGGGUGGCUGUGGCUGUGUGUCUUUUGGUGGUGUGCAGGUAUGCGUGACGUCCGGUUCUGCCCUCGGUGUGAUGUGGCAUCGUUCCGGUCAACCCCCCUUCAUGUCGACCGCGGCCUCACCGGUCCCUGGACGCUCGUCGUGGAAGGCAAACACAUGCCCGUACUCUCCACCAAAACCAAGGUGGGUGGGCUGGUGGCCGGCUGACACGCCCAUGCCAAGCGACAACUACACAUCACAGGUUUUGCUUUUCGUCACACGCCCAUUAGGCCCCCGUCCCCCUCCCUCCCUCCGCCCCCCUCCCCCCAAUAAAGUACCGCCCUCACGAGCUGUUCGCGGCGCUGCGGUGGCACCACGACAGCACGUCCAUCCACCCCAUCCCCUCACCCGAAGCAUGCACCAGGAUCGUGAUGGCGUGGCGAGAGCACCAGCCGCCGGACAAGGAGGUGCUGGCGGUUCUGGACGAGAUGCAGAAUGGCGGGUGCGCUGAGGGGCGGGAGGCUCGUGAGGCGGUGAUAGCCAGCCUCGAGGGUGGGGGAGGGGAGGAGGACAAUGCUGAGGGCCCGAAGGACAGUGACGGCGGGAGGAUACCGUGCCCAUAUGUCGUCUGCCCUGCUUGGUGAGCGAGCGGGUGUUUGUCCUGACAGCCACCAAGCGAGCAUUCACACCUGGGUUGAUGUGUGUGUGUGUGUGUGUGUGUCGACCAGUGAUCAUGAGUUUUGCUUCAUGUGCACGUCGUCGUGGCAUCCUGGGGUGACGUGUGAGGUCCACGAGCGGGAGAAGCGUACCGAUCUCGCCUCAGCCUAUGACACGGGGGAGACCAGACGGUGCCCGACGUGUGCCGCCAAAGUCGAGAAGAACGGUCGGUGCACAUCUAUGGCUGGAUGGAUGGAUGGAGGGAGGGAGGGAGGGAGGGAGAGGUGUCUGCAGCCACACCACCCAAGCAGCCACAUGGAUGGUCAUUUCUCUGUCUGUCCAUGUGUGUGUUGGUGCAGGUGGGUGUGACCAUAUGCUGUGCACCGAGUGUUGGACGGACUGGUGCUGGGCGUGCGGACGGCUGGACAGCGAGUGUGCAUGCUGACAUGACACGACAUGCUGACAUGACACGUUUUGGUUGGCCGCAACUGAUGGCGGUGCGGUUUUUGGGGUGGGGGCUGCGGUGGAUUUUGACAGUCACCGAAUCGAUCAAGAUUGGCAGCGAGCGAAGGGUAGCCCUUGCUUAGGCGAAACCCGUUUUGUGGUGCUGUGCUGUGCUGUUCUGUGCCCUCUUCUCUUGUUUGUAAGAAAGACUGACUGCACGUGUCGUGUCGUGUGCUGCUGAGAGUGCUGAGAGCUCGUGUGGCUCCUUGUCCUUGUGGCCCUUGCAAGCUCAUCGUCAUUCUGCCCACCAGCCAGAGCGAAAAAAGAGCCACGGGGCUUCUCUGACCGACCGAAAAAGCGACGCACUCUCUGCAGACAGACAGACAGACAGACAGACGUGUGUGUAUUUGUAUAUGUGUUAUGGGACAUGCCAAUGAACAGUGUAAUGUGUGUGUAGAGACCUGCUGGAUCAACAGGCUAAAUAGGCUGUGUGU